This is a messenger RNA of Malaclemys terrapin pileata, 730 nucleotides long. RefSeq names its product betacellulin (gene BTC). Lineage: Eukaryota; Metazoa; Chordata; Testudines; Emydidae. The record is from RefSeq and is a predicted model, not a curated record. The transcript has 6 exons. Bases 100 to 621 code for a protein of 173 amino acids. Gene Ontology annotation, biological process: positive regulation of mitotic nuclear division; positive regulation of cell population proliferation; epidermal growth factor receptor signaling pathway.
UGGCCGGGUUUAUUCGCGCUGCGGGGCGCACGCUGCCCGGGUGCUGCCGCUGGAGCGCUGCCUGGGGGAGCCGGCUGCUCCCCCACCCCCGGGGCUCGGAUGGACGCGGUGGUCCUGGGCAGCGGCCCCGGGCUGCUGCUGGCGCUGGCGCUGGGCCUAGCUGUUUUCAACGGUGUGGGUGCCAGCUGGAACGUGACUGCUGACUACGGAGUGAAGAGGCCCGUAUGCAGCUCUCCGGACGACUGUGCAGAUAAUAUCACACAGUUAAGGCGGAGAGGGCACUUUUCUAAGUGCCCCGAGGAAUACAAGCAUUACUGCGUCAAAGGGCGAUGUCGAUAUGUCAUGGCCGAAGAGACGCCAGCUUGCGUCUGCGAGAAAGGCUACACGGGCGCAAGAUGCGAGCGGGUGGACAUCUUCUACCUGAGAGGAGAUCAAGGCCAGAUUGCCGUGAUUUGCUUGAUCGUUGCCAUGGUGGCGCUGAUCGGCCUGAUAAUAUGCAUCUGCACGUGCAGUCAUCACUGUCGGAAGCGCCGCAGGAGGAGAAAGGAAGAAGAAAUGGAAACGCUAGCGAAAGAGUUGCCUACCAAACAGGAGGAUGUCCUAGAGACGGACAUUGCAUGAAGGUUACUGAAGGCACCUGCAGGCAGGUUCCAAACAGCACAACGUCUUGCUCUAUUGGAGAGGGACACAGAAGGGCUAUUGCCCGGAUAAUAAAGGCAGAUGAAUAACA